AAUCAUCGCGUAGUGUACCUACAACAGCUCGAAGACCAUGUCUAUGUGUAAUGCACCUCACAAAGAAGCUCCUCAAGGCCGUGAUCUCUUUGAACUUCAAUCCUUUGUACACCCGCCAGGACCCGAGAACAGUCGGUAAGCACAGAUACCUGAAUUUGCUCUCUACUGUGAGGAAUCAGAACGUCCCUCAAAUACUUUCCCCGAAAGCUCUGCGCGAUCCCAUACUCGCCGCCUUUUGCACCUUCGACAACGCUCCAACACAACGAUCAUGGCCGACCCCACGCCGGUUAAAAGCGAACCGUACAUCAAGCCAGACCCUGAUGCCGUGGCAUCCCCGUCUGCAACACCACUUGACGAUGACGACCUCUAUGAAGAUGCCGGCGAUCUAGAGUUCUAUGAUGCAAGCGGUGCUUCUGGCACGUUCAACCAGGCCUACCUAGCCAAAGUUCCUAAAGAGAUAUGGGACGCGUGGAGUAAUCUUCCUGAGGACGCGGAGAUCGAGGUUGGCACUAUGAGACAAUGGGACGUCAUCCGACCAGAUGGAGGAGUUGAUCAUCGCUUCAGGAUGCUCCUGAAUUCUGAAUUGGCAGGGCACCAGCUCAUGCCCAGGGAGUACGACUUGGAGAUGGGACCAGAGCUCACACGGGGAACCUUUGUUUUCUCCGAGGAGGACCUCCCCGGCUUCAAAGCGAAGUCAAAAGCGAGAAACGACGCGGCGAACAACGGAAUACCAGCACAUCUGCUACGACCAAAAGUUGACAGGCCUGCACGGAAGCCCUUUGACAGAAAGGCUCGCUAUCAGCCUUUCUAUCGGAAGGCCAUACCAAAAAAAACAAAGAUCAGGGCCCGUAUCCAGUACGAAAUGGGCUGCAAACCAGUAGAUAACGAAGAGAGCAGGGCAAUUCUGCAACUCAAACAGAUGGAGGCACACAAGCCAAAGCAUACACUGAAGAUCGUGGAUCAUUAUCAGAUCAGCGGGGUGAUUCAGCAGGGCUCAGCCGCUGCCCAGGCUAAAUUCGGCUCUUUCGUUAAAACUACGAAUCCGGUCAAGACGAGCAAACAGAAGAAGCCAGCCAACAAAGCAACUCGUAUGGACGAGACAGAAUUGCGAGAGGCUCUUCUCGAUGCUUUUACCAACAGAUUCCAGUACUGGAAAAUGUCUGUUCUUAAGGCAACUUUCAACCAGCCAGAAGCGUAUCUUCGUCAAGAACUAGAGAAAAUCGCAGUCAUGAAUAGGUCAGGGCCUCAUUCCAAUGAGUGGGAAAUCAAACCCGAGUUCAAACUCAUUCAAAACCAAGCACUGGACCAAAGUGCGCCGGACGCAGUGGCAGACGACGAUGACGAUAUGGACAUGGAGGACGUGGUGCUUACGUGAUAGGAGGUGAUGAUUCCUCUCAGUAUGCUCUUGACUGCGGCACCAGGGGUAGUAAAGGGUAUUUAAUAGACAGGAAUGAGGCCUUGGGAGGCAUGACACGUCCUGUAAUGAAUUCGGAUACUCGCGAGACCUUUCCA
This is a messenger RNA of Verticillium alfalfae VaMs.102, 1512 nucleotides long. Its product is annotated as transcription initiation factor iif. Gene Ontology annotation, cellular component: transcription factor TFIIF complex. Bases 269 to 1375 code for a protein of 368 amino acids. The transcript has 4 exons. Gene Ontology annotation, biological process: transcription by RNA polymerase II; transcription initiation at RNA polymerase II promoter. NCBI's taxonomy places the organism in Eukaryota, Fungi, Ascomycota, Sordariomycetes, Glomerellales, Plectosphaerellaceae. The record is from RefSeq and is a predicted model, not a curated record.